GUAGCUAUAGCUAGCAAUGUCGGGAUUGAUGCAUAGGAUUUAUUCAUAACAAUAAUAACUAUCCCAGGAUAUCGGCAGUUUUGGUGAGCAACAUAAUCAAAAGGACACCCGUGUGCAACUGAGCAUUUGGUGCUUCACCUGUUUGUUAUUUGAUUAUUUCAUUAGAUUUAUUAUGGAACGGAACGGUUUUGCCUCUCUGAACAGCAUCUUUGCUAGCAGCUACAACCGCAGGAGUAGGAACAAGCACCGAGUAGGUUAGGCCUCACAAAGGCCUUACUCUGUUUUGCUGUGAAUUCCUACUCUGUCUUUUUACGGACUGGCGACAAGACAAUUCCUUUUUUCAUUUUAAUGGGAGUCUGUGGAUAACAUGGAUCUGUAAUCAUUCAGCCCUGAGAAAUUGCAGAGAACGGCAGGACUCGCUGUGUCAAACCUGCGUUGCAUUGAAGCGACUUGGAAGCACUAUGUGCAUUGUAGCAAGCUAAACAACUGUAUAUAAUAAGACAUUUCACGUAGCAACUGGACAGUUUUGUCAGUGGAAAGGAUCUGGGCUGUGGAUAUCACCUCUUAUCAGAACCGACAAACAAAGGAUUCGUUUUAAAAGCUGAGCAACUGAAUGUUGUAUGAAUGUGGGACAAAAUGGAGACCCCAACGAUAGUGUACGAUCUGGAUACCUCUGGGGGUCUAAUGGAGCAAAUCCAAACCCUGCUUGCUCCCCCAAAGUCCGACGAUGGCGAAAAAAGAAGUCGCAAGCCGGAUAAAGAUGCUCGAAGAAGCGGCAGGGCCACGAACCACGAUACCUGCGACAGCUGCCGAGAGGGAGGCGACCUCCUCUGCUGCGAUCAUUGUCCUGCCGCUUUCCAUUUGCAGUGCUGCAAUCCACCGCUCAGUGAGGAGAUGCUGCCCCCUGGAGAUUGGAUGUGUCAUCGCUGCAUGGUGCGUAGAAAGAAGCGGGAGCAGAAGAAGGAGCAGCUGAACGGCCUGCUGGAGCGGCAGGUGUCGAAGUUGUCCCCGUCCCCGUCCCCAUCGCCAGCGGCGGAGCUGGAGCUGGGUGCCCUGCGGCUGGACGGCGGGCCGGGGGCGGGGCCCGGGGCAGCGGUGGCGCAGGCGCGUCUGCUUGAGCGGCGGCCCGGCAGCCGGCCCGGCACGCCCACCUCCAACGCCUCCACGGACACGGCCACGCCCUCGGAGCAGAACGACGUGGACGAGGACCUGCUGGACGUGGACGCGGACGAGGCGCCGGGCUCGGAGCCCGAGAGCGCCCCGCAGCACCUGAAGAGGCCCUUCGAGCUGCUGAUCGCCGCCGCCAUGGAGAGGAACCCCACGCAGUUCCAGCUCCCCAACGACCUCACCUGCACCACUGCACUUCCAGGAACCAGUAAAAGGAGGAGGAAAGAGGAGACGACAGGAAAGAAUGUGAAGAGGCCACAGCAUGAACUGGACCACAAUGGGCUGGUCCCACUGCCAGUGAAGGUGUGCUUCUCCUGUGGCAGGAGCUGCCGGCUGGCUCCGCUGAUUCAGUGCGACUAUUGCCCCCUCCUGUUCCACAUGGACUGCGUUGACCCCCCCCUCACCGCCAUGCCGACGGGCAGGUGGAUGUGCCCCAAUCACAGCGAGCAUAUCGUGCUGAACCAGAGAAACCUGACCCUGAGCAACCGCUGCCAGCUGUUCGACCAGUUCCAGGACCGGAUGUCCCAGCACGCUGUGAAAUUGGACUUCUUGCAGCGGGUGCACCGUCAGAACCCGCCCAACCGCCCCGGUGCCCACCCGCACCGCACGAAAACGCUCAAGGUCCCCGAUGCCAUCAAGUCCCAGUACCAGUGUCCCCCGUGCAUGGUGGCCCCCGCAGGAAUCCGAAACGGGGAGCUGAUCUGCAACGGCGUCCCGGACCCCCCACACCAGCACCUGCCCUCCCAGCACUUAACCAGCGAAGCCGAGCAACAGGAGUGGCUUCGUGACAUCAUCGCACUGCAGUGCAGCAUUGUGAGACAUUUAUCUGCUAAGCAGAUGCCAUCCUCUUAUUGGGACUCUGAGCAGGCGGAGAAGGCGGACAUUAAGCCUUGCGUGGUGGCGGAGAACAACGUCCUGUGCUCCUCUGACAGGACGGUCUCUCCAGAGCCCCGCCCCUUGCCCUGCAGCACUCCCAUCGGCCCCCAGGGGGCCCCGCUGCUGAACUCUUUCGGCCCCUCAGAGGAGCGGGGGUGCUGCGGCGCGUGCUCUGAGAGGCCGUGUGAGAGCUGCAGGACGGCCAACGGCCUGCUGGAGCAGCCGGCCCGGAGCAACGGGCCUCUGGAGCGCGGCGGGAGCCCGGGGGCGUGCGCACAGGGCUGGCCCCGCCCCCAGACGCCCCCUGCCCCGGGCCCCACGCUGCCCAACCACACCGGUGGAGUGACAGUGAAGGUGGAGAGCGCCGGCCUCAGCCCGUGCACCAACUCCGACCCGGGCCUCACCCCUCAGCCGCACAGGACCGCCUCUGGGGGGCAGGCCGCCGUGCUGAUGAGCAGUAGCGUGUCCUCGCCCGCAGUAGGGACCCGUGCCCUCACUCCACAGAGAGCGCCGCCGCGGGACGACGGCCCCGGCAGGCCAGGCUGCCCCACUCCGCCCUUGGAUGGGAAGGUCAUCCUCCGCGCCGUAUCCCCUGGGACCGGGUCUGUACCCUCGGCAACGGGGGACCUGUCCGGCUGCAUGAAGGCGCUGAUCGAGGGAGAGGGAGAGAUCGAGCUGAGUAAGCUGGACGAGAAGUUCAUCAAACUGCUGGCGUGGCAGAGGAUCCAGCAGCUCUUCUCUCCCAAAGCGGCUCCCACCCAGGGGCCGCGCGUGAGCCCGCCCCCCUCCGCCUCCUCGCCCCCGCCGCAAGCACUGCACGCUGAAGCACAACAGAAAGAGGUGCAGGCCAGAGCUGUGUUCUACCCUCUCAUGGGAAAAGGAGGUGGGGUGAACAUGUGCUACAGGAGCCUCUACAUAGGAACUGGUGCCGAUAUGGAUGUGUGCCUUACAAACUACGGUCAUUGCAAUUAUGUGUCGGGAAAGCACGCCUGUAUCUUUUACGAUGAGAACACGAAGCAUUACGAGCUGCUCAACUACAGCGAGCACGGGACCACGGUGGACAAUGUGCUGUACUCCUGUGACUUCUCUGAGAAGACCACCCCCAGCCCUUACAGCAGCAUGGUCUCCAAAGUGCAGAGCAUCAUACGACGCUGUAAGAAACGGAAACAGCAGCAGCAGCAGCAACAGGAGGAAGAGGAGGAGGAAGGGGCAGAGACCGGGGUCACGCCGCCGGGGGGCACGAUGAACUGCCAGCCCCAGGGGGCGGCCCCGAGCCCCUGCAGCUGCAAGGCCAGCAGCUCCAGCCUGAUCGGGGGCAGCGGGGCGGGUUGGGAGGGCACGGCACUGCUCCACCACGGCAGCUACAUCAAGCUGGGAUGCCUGCAGUUCGUCUUCAGCAUCACCGAGUUCGCCAGCAAGCAGCCCAAAGAGGAGGAGCUGUGCAGCCCUGGCCAUGACGGGACAGAGCUGUCCGACAGGCAGCACAGUUUAAAGCUCCACCAAGUGCCGGUGCUGCGCUCCAACUCUGUCCCCUAGCCCCUGUCCACCAGGCCACGUGUCUGACUUGUACAAACAAAAAAGGAUUUUUUUAUUAUUAUUUAAGUAUUCAUACAUUUGCAUGAAAUGAAGUAUUUUUGGGGGCUCGGAUUUUGAGGGCGAGUUGCACAUAGUUUCUAUUUUUUUUUUAAUUGCAAAACUGAAACCGUUAUUUAGAUUUGCAGAAAAAGAAGGGAUACUUUGAUUGUCCUCAACAUUCUAAAAUAAUGAAAAAAGUCUCCAAGUUUCCAUUAUACUUGUAAAGUAAUCGGAACUUGUUCUAUUUUG
Molecule: messenger RNA, 3867 nt
Organism: Megalops cyprinoides (Indo-Pacific tarpon)
Lineage: Eukaryota; Metazoa; Chordata; Actinopteri; Elopiformes; Megalopidae
Product: PHD finger protein 12-like
Exons: 15
Coding region: 625-3579 (984 amino acids)
Biological process (GO): negative regulation of transcription by RNA polymerase II
Cellular component (GO): Sin3-type complex; nucleus
Molecular function (GO): transcription corepressor activity; protein binding
Source: RefSeq, a predicted model, not a curated record